Messenger RNA from Hymenoscyphus albidus, 2563 nucleotides. The record is from the annotation of a GenBank genome assembly. Lineage: Eukaryota; Fungi; Ascomycota; Leotiomycetes; Helotiales; Helotiaceae.
GACGCUGCUGCUGCCCCUGGUCAAGAUCUUGCUAUCGGUAUCAUAUCAACAGCUCCGCUCUCUAUCUCUUUCUUGCCUCCACCAUCGCCUUCUCCUCUUUCAGAGUCAUUCAUACCCAUCCCAUAGCCAUCCCCAUCCCCAUCCACCGCAUUUAAAUACCUACUCUUUCUCGACCAAAUGAUGCCCUGGCCAUAGCCGUCAGCAGAUAAUGGUCGCCAACGUGCAUGCGGCCUCAGACUAAAGUUCCAGCCAGUAACCCCCCCAGUCGGGUAACAUUGUGCUGCCUCAGCCUCGCUGAGUGGUCAAGUUGGACACCCUGAACCCCUUCCGAUGGUGCCUCGUCAAGAGUUCCAGUACCAGCAACAUCUGCAGCAACCCUCACCCAACUUCUAUUCCCCUCGUGCCCGCUCCUCCAAUAGCGCCAAACGGUCCACGCAUUCUUAUUCUUCUUCCUUCGAAGCCGAUGACGAGCGGUCGAGCUCCAACGACGACGAUAGCAUGGGGCCCGGCGAUGCAGCCUCGGGAUGUCGCGAUGAUCCGUCACAAUAUGAGGGCGAAGAUACUCGUUUGACGAGUAAGAAGGAGUUGAAUGGGUGGUAUGCGUAUGCUUUUGCUGCAGAGGUCUAUGUGAUAUGUGGGAUGGGUGAGUUAUUCAAUAUCUCAACUCUCAACUCUCAACACAAAGUAGUACAAGUAUAGCUGUCACUAGCUUCAGCUUCAGCUCCAACUUCAACUUUCAAGAACAUUCGCAAGCCAUUAGCUGGCGGAAGAAGUAACUCUAUUGUACUAUCAUCUGCUAAUCCCAAAUACCAGGCUCCUUCAUUCCCAUUACCCUCGAACAACUAGCCCGUGAAAACGGUGUCCUAGUGAGCGAUCCAACCCAACCAUGUGGAUCCAGCUCCCACGCCCCAGGAAACCUCCCAGGCACAUCUGCAGAUAAAGGGCAAUGCGUGGUAUUCAUUCUAGGCAUGCAAAUAAAUACCGCCAGUUUUGCCAUGUACACCUUCUCCCUGAGUGUACUAUUCCAAGCUCUGUUGGUAGUGUCUAUAAGUUGCGCCGCGGAUCAUGGCAACUAUCGCAAGCGCUUACUGCUAUUCUUUGCAUUUGCUGGCUCUAUAGCAACAAUGCUAUUUCUUCCCAUCGUUCCAAAGGUCUACUUGUUAGGGGCCGUGUUAGCUAUGAUAUCGAAUACAUGUUUUGGCGCGAGUUUUGUACUCCUCAACUCGUUUCUGCCUCUCCUGGUUCGGCACCACCCCAAAACACAAUACGCAUCUCAGACUGCUACUCCAGAAUUGCAAUCAGAUGACUUCUUGGAUCGAGCUCAUGAAGAGCAGCCGUUGAAUGGGAAUAUGAACGGGAAUCAUAUAGUCGACUCUACAGCUGCUCUUUUACCAUCCUCCAAACCCAAAGCUAGUACCACCUCUGUUGAACUGGAGCUCUCUACCCAGAUAUCUUCUACAGGCAUUGGAAUUGGCUAUUGUGCGGGUCUCUUUUUACAAUGCGUUUGUAUAAUCAUUGUUUACUUUAUGAAAAGUACAACUUUAUCUUUACGCGUAGUGCUAUUUCUGAUAGGAGCAUGGUGGUUUAUCUUUACAUUUCCCGCAGCGGUCUGGUUAAGACCCCGUCCAGGUCCUCCACUAAGAUCACAUAAUCCGGAUGAUCCCAACGCUUCGAGAACCUGGCUCGCAUAUUUUACCUACGCAUGGAGUUCCCUCUGGCGAACCGUCAAACUGGCCCGACGACUUAAAGACAUCAUCCUCUUCCUCGCCGCAUGGUUCCUACUCUCUGACGCGAUCGCAACUGUAUCAGGAACCGCAGUUCUGUACGCCAAAACAGAACUCCACAUGCCCCCAGCAGCCUUAGGUCUCAUCAACGUAAUUGGCACAACAGCCGGCGUAAUAGGAGCCUUCUCCUGGUCCGCCAUCUCCCGUACAUUCGGCCUACGACCUCACCAAACAAUCAUGGCAUGUAUUUUCAUCUUUGAAAUCAUCCCUAUCUACGGACUCCUCGGCUACCUCCCCUUUGUCCAAAACUGGGGUGUCAUAGGCCUUCAACAACCCUGGGAAAUGUACCCCUUAGGUUUCGUUUACGGAUUCGUCCUCGGUGGUUUAUCAUCAUACUGUCGUUCCCUGUACGGUGAACUCAUACCCCCAGGCUCGGAAGCUGCUUUCUACGCCCUCUACGCGAUUACCGACAAAGGCUCCUCCAUCUUUGGCCCUGCGAUUGUGGGCGCUAUCGUUGAUAGAACUGGGGGGAUACGACCUGCAUUCUGGUUUCUGGCGGUACUUGUUGGGUUACCGGCGCCGCUACUUUAUUUCGUGGAUGUGGAGAGGGGGAAGCUGGAGGGUGUUAAGCUGGCGGAGGUUAUUGAAGGGAGGAGAGUGCAUGAAAGUGGAUCUACUACUCCGAGGGGUGAGGAGAGAGCUUUAUUAGGCGAGAAUAGAGAGGAGGAGGAGCGUUUUGUUGAUAGAAAUGUUGGUGGGCGGUGAAUCGCCUACCUGGUUAGGUAGCUAGCUAGGGUACCUUUGGAUGUCCGUAAAGUGGGUGGUGAUUUAUAGUUUUU